Elgaria multicarinata webbii is the source of this 1988-nucleotide messenger RNA. RefSeq names its product cytochrome P450 2D14-like. The coding region runs from base 115 to 1656 and encodes 513 amino acids. Gene Ontology annotation, molecular function: oxidoreductase activity, acting on paired donors, with incorporation or reduction of molecular oxygen, reduced flavin or flavoprotein as one donor, and incorporation of one atom of oxygen; iron ion binding; heme binding. Lineage: Eukaryota; Metazoa; Chordata; Lepidosauria; Squamata; Anguidae. Gene Ontology annotation, cellular component: intracellular membrane-bounded organelle; cytoplasm. The transcript has 9 exons. The record is from RefSeq and is a predicted model, not a curated record. Gene Ontology annotation, biological process: xenobiotic metabolic process; arachidonate metabolic process.
GUUCCAUUCCUGCAGUGAUUUGAAACAGACAAGAAUUGGAAAGAACAACAAAAGCUGAUACAACUUCAAGCUGCAGAACAAGAAUUGGUGAGGAAACAAAAGAAAGGGAAGAUAAUGAGUCUAAUAGCUGUGAUCACAGCUUCCAUCCCUUGGCUGUGGACCCAGGUCUCACUCUGCUGGAACAGCCUUCCAACACUGGCUAUUUUUCUUAUAGUUUUUGCCCUGCUGCUUCAUUGUUGGAAGAGGAAGAGAUGGAGUCGUUGUCCACCGGGACCUGCCCCUUUCCCAUUCAUUGGGAAUGUGCUACUGUUUGAUAGAAAGAAUCCACAUGGAUGUAUCCAACAUUGGGGGGCAAAGUUUGGACCAGCCGUCUUACUCCAGGCUGGGUGGAGGAAUAUCAUCAUACUGAAUGGAUUCAAGAUGACAAAGGAGGCCCUGGGACAAAAUGCUGAGAACUUCAUUGACAGACCUCCAUGUUCACUGUUGAAAGUAGUCGGCCAUGGAAAGAAUUGUCAAGGAGUAGUGAUGGCAAAAUACAAGGAUGGCUGGAAGGAGAUGAGGCGAUUCUGUGUCUCCACCCUGAAAAACUUUGGGAUGGGGAAGAAAUCACUUGAGAAGAGAACAUCUGAGGAAGCUGGAUAUUUGUGCUCUGAAUUUAAAUCCACUGAAGGUUCUCCCAUUGACCCACAUGACAUCAUCUUCAGGGCUGUAGGUAAUAUAAUCUGCAGCCUAACAUUUGGUGAUCGUUUUGAAUACACCGAUGAGACCUUCCUGAGGUUAAUGCAUUUGGUUGAGGCGAUCAUGAAAGGAUUAACCAUAAUCAUGCCCCAGAUUCUGUCCGGAGUAUCCUGGUUGUCCUAUUUGCCUGGACCUCAUCGUAAAGUUCAGAAAGACUUUGAUAAAUUUUCUAUUAUGAUGCAAGAUUUUGUGAAUAAACAUAAGAAAACCAGAGACCCCACUGGUCCGAGAGAUUUUAUAGAUGCGUUCCUGGACAAAAUAGAAAAGGAUCAAGGGAAUCCAGAGAGCUGUUUUCGUGAGCCAAACGUUCGUUGUAUUAUUUUUGACCUGUUUGUAGCUGGCACUGAAACAACUGCUUCCACCAUACUCUGGGGUCUUCUAUAUCUGGUCCUUCAUCCUGAGGUUCAGAAAAGAGUUCAGGAAGAAAUCGAUACAGUGAUUGGCAAGGUAAAGUCACCCACGAUGGAGGACCAGCCAAACAUGACUUACACUAGUGCUGUGAUCCAUGAAAUUCAACGUUGUGCUGAUAUUGCGCCUGUUGUGUUUCCUUACUACACAACGAAAGAUACUGAGGUUGGCAACUUUGUCAUCCCUAAGGACACGACAGUCUUCAAUCAUUUGUCUGCAGCGUUGAAGGAUGAAACCAUGUGGGAGAAGCCACAUGAAUUUUACCCAGAGCACUUCCUGGAUGCAAAUGGGCAGUUUGUCAAACGAGAGGCCUUCCUGCCUUUCUCUGCAGGUCGCCAUGCCUGCCCUGGAGAACAGUUGGCUAAAAUGGAGCUCUUCAUCUUCAUAACCAGCCUCCUUCAGCAUUUCUCCUUUUGCAUUCCUGAGAAUUGUCCCAGGCCUAAGGAGGAGAGAGUAUAUGCAUUAACAGUCAGUCCAUCUGCUUUCCAGAUCUGCACCAUUCCUAGAUAAAGGCUCCAGGAUAACUAAUUCCUCAAUGUGAGGUGACCUGAUACAUUUUGUGGAAAAGGUUUGAGUGAGAAAAUGUAUCCUUGCAUUGCCUUAACAUGGAAACAAGGUGCCCUAUGAAUAAAAUGCAGUAAGAAAAACAAACUCCAGACAUGUGAUGUCAAUCAGGUUUUCCAUGACCGCAAUACACAGACUGUAUCUGGGUAAUCAUUUAGAGUAGAAGUUGUCAACAUGACGGCUGUGAGCCAUGCAUGGUUCCCUUUGUCUCCCCACCCAAAUUGAUGCUACACCACUGAAUUCCAGCAGUACACAGCAGCAAGAAAAAGUGCAUUUUC